Molecule: messenger RNA, 1876 nt
Organism: Ornithorhynchus anatinus (platypus)
Lineage: Eukaryota; Metazoa; Chordata; Mammalia; Monotremata; Ornithorhynchidae
Gene: VSIG10
Product: V-set and immunoglobulin domain containing 10
Exons: 9
Coding region: 36-1649 (537 amino acids)
Biological process (GO): cell-cell adhesion
Cellular component (GO): cell-cell junction
Molecular function (GO): cell adhesion molecule binding
Source: RefSeq, a predicted model, not a curated record
GGAGGCGAGCGGAUCCCGCGGGCGUCGGGGAGGUGAUGGCCCCGCAUCGGCCCCUCGCCCCGCGCCGCCUCCUCCUCCUCCUCCGCCUCCUCCUCCUCCUCCACGGAGGCCUCCGGGCCGCCCACCACCUCGGCGCCUGCGCAGACGCCACGGCCGUGGUCGUCGGCGAGGCCGAAGAGAACGUGACCCUGCCCUGCGGCGCCGGCUCGGCCCCCGGGACCCCCGUGGCCUGGUACAGAGACGGCCCGCCGUCCAUCCUCCUCCUCUCUUCCUCCUCCUCCUCCUCCUCCGAUGCUUCCGAUGCCUCCCGCUUCUCCCUGCUCAACGCCGGCUCCCUGCACAUCGCCUCCCUGGACCUCCGGGACCAAGGCAACUACACUUGCCGGACGCAGCCGCCCCGGCCCGGGGCCCGCGUCCAGCUGCUGGUGACCAGCGGGCCCCGCCGGAUAGCGGUCAGCAUCUCCCCGGCGAGGCGGCUCUCCAACGGGACCCUCUACGCCCCGCGGGGGUCCAGCCUGGCGUUCAGCUGCAGCAGCGCGGCCCACCCGCCCGCCCUGGUGGAGUGGUCGCUCCGGAGGCCGGGCUUCGGCUUGGAGCCCGUGGGGUUCAUCAACCACACGGUCAGCGACUUCUCCCUGCUCAACCUGUCCCCGAGCCUGCAGGGGAACUACACCUGCUUGGCCGUCAACAUGCUCAGCGGAACCAACAGGACCGAGACCGCCGAGCUGCUCGUCUACCGCCUCCCCCGGGGCCCCCCCCAGUGCCGCGCCGAGCCGUCGGCCGGGGGGCUCGGCCUGGAGCUGGUCUGCCUGUGGCCCGGCGGCUACCCGGAGCCCACCUUCCAGUGGCUGGACACCCCCGGGGCCGCCCCCCUGGGCAACUCCAGCCGGCUGCACCUCGACGCCUCGCACCCCCGGGCCCGGCCCGGGACCUUCACCUGCCUGGGGACACACGUCCUGGACACGGAGCCCGCCAACAGCACGUGCGUGGUGCGGAUCGAAGCGCCCCGGGUGGAGUCGCCCCCGCUGCGGACCUGCCUCGAGGGCGGCAACGUGACGCUGACGUGCCGGCUGUGGGACGCCGACCCGGGAGCGCGGAUCAGCUGGCUGCGCGACCUCUCCGGCCCCCACGCCGAGAUCCGGCCCGGCCCCCGCCACGCCAUCGCCCGCCACGGCCCCGUCUCCACGCUCACCGUCCUCCGCUGCUCGGCCCGCGACGACGGCGGCCGCUACGUCUGCGGGGCCCAGAACCCCGUCGGGGCGCACCAAGUCCUCAUCUGGCUCAGUGUGGAGAAGCCCGUGAACGUCGGGGGCAUCGUCGGCGGAGUCGUGGGCGUGCUGCUGCUGGGCCUGGGGCUGACCUCCGCCUUCCUCCUUUACUACAGGCCCGACUUCUUCCUCGCGGGCACUGCUUCCAGGGGUCAAGAGCUGGGUGACGUCUUCGUCCUGGUAGAUUCCGAGGAGGAGGAGGAGGCAGAAGCAGAGGAGAGACAUGAAGAGUUGGAAGAGGAGAAGGAGGAAGAAGGGAGAGAAGCGAGCGGUCACUUGCACAGGGUGACCGCGUUGGUGAGUGAGCAGGAGGCCCACGGGCUGAAUGGACACCAGGCGCUUCAGGGUGACCCAGUCGAGCAGCCCAGCGACAGACGCUGAGCCAACGCAGACCGGCGGGACGGAGCGACUCUUCUGUUUCGGGGGGGGGAUUUUUCCUCCUCGUCUCCUUCCCUGGAAGGCUCCGUGGAAGCUCGGCAUUCCAAUCCCUCUGGACCCAGGCCCCCUUCCCGCCCGCCCGGUGGGCGCUUUCUCCCGGUCUCCGUCCCCGCUUUCCAGACGAGGGGACCGAGGCCCAGAGAAGCGAAGCGACCGGCCCGGGGUCACCA